AGUCAACAACAGAACAUUAAAAUUCUGAAGCCUUGGAAAUCCUAACCCUGAAAUUCUCACUCUCAAACACUCCAGAGUCUAGAGAUUCAUCCUCUGGAAAUUGGACUUCCAAUUCAUUCUUGCAGGAAUGGUGACCUUACCAUGGGAUCUCCUACCAGACAUCCUUGCUUGGUUGCCGGUGAAGUCAAUCGCACGAUUCAGGUGUGUAAACAAAGCAUGGUGCAAAUUACUGAGAAACACUGAGUUUCUUAAAAGGCAAUAUAAGCAUGCUGUUGAGAUGAAAAGAUUUAGUAUCAUGUUUCACAAUCAGAAUGAUAUAUAUACCUUUAGUUAUGAUCCAUUAUUGUCUACUUGUGAGGGCUCUGGUCAUGUUGAAUACCCCGUGAAAUCUGUCAAGAUGGGAAUUGAGUUUUUUGGAUGCUGUAAUGGCUUGGUUUUCUUAAGGCAUGUUAAUAAGUUCAACUCUGCUGUACUUAUCCUUUGGAAUCCCUCGAGUAAUGAAUGUAAGAAGUUACCAGAUCCACCAACUAAAUUAAAGGAGCAUCGAGGUGGAUUUGUAGAAUAUGGAUUUGGUUAUGAUUGCCAGAUUGAGGAUUUUAAAGUAGUACGCAUUGCACAGGGUUUUAAGAAAGGCUGGUGUGAGGUCCAGGUGUUUUCACUUAGAUCAAAUUCAUGGAGAAGACUUGAGGACAUCCAGGUUGAUAAACUUUCUUAUGAUUUCAAUAGACCUGAUAUGUGUCGUUUACCUGUCAACGGAGCUCUUCACUGGAAAGCCUUAGUUGGAGGGGACUUGGGCACUGAUAACAUUCUUCGCUUUGAUUUUGAGAAAGAAGAGUUUGAUCAGAUAUCAAUCCCUGAUGAAGUCAAUGAUGAUCAUGAAAGGCAUUUGUGUGUUUUAGGAGGGUCGCUUUGGUUACUUGUUAAUGAGUAUGGGUGUAGUCUUGAAUUCUGGGAAUUGAAAGACAGUGAAGGGAAGAGAUCAUGGAACCGUUGUUUCAGCAUUGACAUAGAUAAAUUUGACUCUGACAAAGACUUGAUCCCCUUGCAGCUUUUAGAGAAUGGAAAGAUCUUGUUUGGAGUACACAGCGGAAGUGAUUUGCAGUUUGUUUUGUAUGACCAGAAACGUGAGACAACUAGAACUCUUAAGGUCCACGAGGGUUUAGUAACUUCCUCUUUCCCUACUUCUGUCUACGUAGAGAGUCUAAUUUCACUAGAGACGGGCACAUAUCUUGGAAAAGUUCAAUGGGGCAAAGUAGAGGAAGAUGUCUCCGAAGAAAAAGAAGGCGAGGAGGAGGAAGACAAGGUUGAGGUUGAGGAUGAGGAGGAUGACGGUGGUACUGGUGCUGGUGUCGCUGGUACUAGUGAUGACAAUGACGAAGAAGAGUCGAAAUGAAGGAAAACAAGACAACUUCAGGGUUUUGUGCACUAGUUUUUUUUGAUAAAUUUGUUUCUGUCGUAGCUGCAGUCUGUGGAUGUUGAUCAAACUGGGAUGUUCUUCUAGUUAAAAUACAUGUCAGAUAUUUGUGUUAUUGGAACUGAUGUUGCUGGUGUAUGUGUGCAUGCCAGUAUUUCCUGUACGACCGACCAGCAGUUGGCAACAUAAAGCACUUCAGAUCUUUAUUUUCAA
Messenger RNA from Papaver somniferum (opium poppy), 1627 nucleotides. RefSeq names its product F-box protein CPR1-like. The coding region runs from base 128 to 1393 and encodes 421 amino acids. NCBI's taxonomy places the organism in Eukaryota, Viridiplantae, Streptophyta, Magnoliopsida, Ranunculales, Papaveraceae. Gene Ontology annotation, molecular function: protein binding. The transcript has 2 exons. The record is from RefSeq and is a predicted model, not a curated record.